CAGUACUUAACACACUACUAAAUAAAACACAUUCACCAUCAUCAUCAUCAUCAUCAUCAUCAUCAUCAUGUUGAUACCUGCUCCUCCUUCUUCUUCUAAACAACAUCAUGACAAUGGUGGUGGUCUUCCUCGGUGGCUGCAAGUGCUUCUAACAGAGAAGUUCUACAACGCUUGCAUAGUUCAUGAAGAAGCAAAGAAGAAUGAGAAGAACGUUUAUUGCUUGGAUUGUUGCAUCACUCUCUGCCCUCACUGUUUAGCCCCACAUCGCUCUCACAGACUCUUGCAGAUUAGAAGGUAUGUGUACCACGAUGUUAUAAGGUUGGAUGAUGCUGCAAAGUUAAUUGACUGCACUUCUGUUCAAUCAUACACAACGAACAGUGCAAAAGUGGUGUUUAUAAAAGAAAGGGCACAGACAAGGAACUUUAGGGGUAAUUCCGGCAAUUCGUGCAGUACUUGCGACAGAACCCUGCAGGACCCAUAUCAAUUCUGCUCUCUCUCUUGCAAGAUCAACUAUCUUAUUGGAAGUAGGGGUAGUCUCUCCGGGUACCUAUAUGAGUGCAACUAUUUGCCCUUCAAUGAAACCGGGUUUGAUGAUGGUCAACUGACAACUGACUCGGUUCUUGAACCGGCUGGUUCAGUUUGGACCUCAUCCGGUUCAGGUGGAUGUGUUGGUGGGGUUGAUUGUAAGACCACCCUUGCUUGCACUGCCACCACAGAAAUUGUGAGAAAAAAGCGAAGUUCCGGUUCGGCUAGUCGUCCAACCGCACAGGUUUGUCGACCGGUUCAUGACAUUUUGGUUGGUCUUCCGAACCGGAGGAAAGGGACCCCACAGAGGGCCCCUCUUUAUUAAGUGAUACUAUUUUCCACUGAGGGUGGAGAUUGUGGGGGAAAAUUUUUCUUCAAUUUUAUUUGAUGGUAGAAAUUG
Messenger RNA from Arachis duranensis, 925 nucleotides. RefSeq names its product protein RGF1 INDUCIBLE TRANSCRIPTION FACTOR 1. The coding region runs from base 68 to 850 and encodes 260 amino acids. The record is from RefSeq and is a predicted model, not a curated record. Gene Ontology annotation, molecular function: zinc ion binding. Lineage: Eukaryota; Viridiplantae; Streptophyta; Magnoliopsida; Fabales; Fabaceae. The transcript has 5 exons.